CAACCAUAACCAAUUAUCUCAUUAACAUAAUUUAAAAUAUUGUAAUGGUGCGCAAAAACAAUGCGUGUAAUUAAAAAAAAGAAAAAAAUUUCUAUUCCCAAAAAUUUAAACAUCGUUCACUGCUGGAACAUUAUCGGACCGAUUGUGGCUCAGGAAAUUGCAACGUCUGAUUAUACUCCGAUUCCAAACUGCUUUGACACGAACGCGUACAAAAUUGGAUAUAUUUUUGCACCAUUUAGAACGAAGGUAACGUGUUACCGUGCUACGCAAGUGCUGAAAAUACUCGGACCGCUUCGCGAUUUUGCAGUGAAAGCCAAAACAAAUCCCAAAUGGCUGAGUAAAGAGUUUCAUAGCGUGCGAACUUCCAGCGAUGAAGUAGAUUUUCAGAUAAUUCUUGAGCAUGGAAAAAACAUAUUAAAUUUUAGAGGCUACGAUUAUUAUUUCCUCACUAAAGCAAAGGACAUGCUGAUUCCAGGAAAUGUGACGAUAAAUCGCGUAGCGCACGAAGAUCUACUUAGCGCUAAAUGGAUCGGACUAAUAACGGAUGUAGUUGUUACGAAAAUUUUUGAGAUACGUAUAAUUAAAGAUGUUCGUGAAAGAUUGCUGUACAUAGGUGAUGACAACCAUACUAUUCUUUUCAAAUACGAAAUAUGUGAAAUUGAUCCCGAUGGAACUAUAAUAAAGUCUGAGAUGAAGAAAAUACGCUGCAAAUGGCAGCCAAUAGGAGAGCAACCAUCAGACCGUUUGCCACUAAACAUAUUUCAGAGCGAAUACAGAAGAGAUCGUGACACUGAUGACACAGAUACGAAUGCGAUGAGAUAA
Molecule: messenger RNA, 822 nt
Organism: Pseudomyrmex gracilis
Lineage: Eukaryota; Metazoa; Arthropoda; Insecta; Hymenoptera; Formicidae
Exons: 6
Coding region: 61-822 (253 amino acids)
Source: RefSeq, a predicted model, not a curated record